AUGGAUGGCAAUACGGAUAAGAGCAUAGCAGGAGAUCUUCUCGGGCCUGGCCGCUGGCGGAGGAAGAACUCGCUGGCCGCAUUGGCACACCACAGACGCGUCAAGACUAGCUAUGACUUUCAAGCUCAGGCUCCACAGAAACACUUGAAGAGAUUGGAAGCAGCCAAAAAGGAGGAAGGAUAUUUCGGAGUAUCACUUCAGGUCUGGUCCCUUGUUGCCGUGCCUGGCGUCUUUACGGGCCCCGCAUUUGAACGAGAGCAAGGCCAAGUCGAAGUCGGGCUCGCCUCCCACGAUGGCACCUACAGCAUCGAUUUCGCCGUCGAAAUCAUCGGCGGUUCAAACGGACGCCAAGGGAGUCGCAACGGUAGUGGCAGCGAUAGCGGUAGUGGAUCUGGAACUCCACGUCCUGUCACGCCCCAGCCCUUCGCGGUGGAGGAUGAUAGAGCACAGAUUAUUGUUGACAAUCUCAUCUCCAGAAUUCGGGAGUAUCGGGAGCGGCACUUCUAUAAGUUCGUGGGAGCCGGCGUGUCGAAGAAGGCUGUGUUGCUCAGCCCGCAGCUUCCGUCGAGGCUCUGGGCCGAGCUUGACAUCGUGCCUAUGGUUUUUGAACGCGGACUUGAGUCUAGAAGCAUCAGUUCUCUACCCUUCACUGUCGGCGAAGAAGCUGACUCCAUGGCAAGGAAAUCAUUGAUGUUCUUCGGCCCCACCCAGCAGCCUCGCGUGCAAGUCGGCUUCCGCAACAUAGUGGAGGUUGAUUGCAGUCGCCAUGCUCAGAUCACAUGUCUGGAUCAGUACCCGGAGACCGUCGGUGAGAGCACCUGGAACGCCACCAUGCAUUAUGUCAGAGCCCUCAAAGCGGAUAACAUACGGAUUGCGUUCUUCAAUAGUACGCCCCAAGGCGGCGGCGUCGCGCUCAUGCGACAUGCUCUGAUUAGAUUCCUUCGCCUAGUUGGCGUCAACGCCGAAUGGUACGUGCCCAAGCCGAAGCCCGAAGUCUUCCGUAUCACCAAGACGAACCACAACAUUCUCCAGGGUGUUGCAGCCCCAGAAGCUCGCCUCACCAAGAAUAUGAUAGAGAUUCUAGAAGAGUGGUGUCAGACGAGUGCAGACAGAUACUGGCUUGGAGAGGGCGGUGUUCUUGCACCUCGCGCUGAAGGCGGCGCAGACGUAGUUAUUGUUGAUGACCCUCAGAUGCCGGCUCUCGUCAAUAUCGCUAAGAAGGCCGAUCCAAGCCGGCCAGUCAUCUUCCGCAGUCAUAUUCAGGUCAGGGCCGAUCUAGCAAACAAGAAAGGCACCCCCACUUCUGAAGUCUGGGACUGGGUUUGGGAGCACGUCAAAGCUGCCGACGUCUUCAUCAGCCACCCCGUCCGCGAGUUUAUUCCGGAGUCGGUGGAUUUCAGCACAGUUGGCUACAUGCCCGCUACGACCGAUUGGCUAGACGGCCUGAACAAGGAGCUCAGCGAAUGGGACUCUGGGUACUACAUCCACGAGUUCAACACCGAAUGCCUCAAGGAAAGAAUGGAUCAGCUCAAGUUCCCCCACCGCAGCUACAUCGUCCAGAUCGCGCGGUUCGAUCCGUCCAAGGGCAUACCUGACGUGCUGGCCGCUUACGCCGAGCUCCGCCGCAAGUACAUGAAAGACAAGAAACGCGAAGACACGCCCCAACUCGUCAUCGCAGGUCACGGCGCCGUCGACGAUCCCGAUGGCGCGCUCAUCCUCGACCAGACCCUCACGGCCUGUGAGGAGGAAUACUCGGACAUCCGCCACGACAUCAUCGUGAAACGUCUGGGUCCCACAGAUCAGAUCCUUAACGCGCUUAUGUCCAAUGCCCGCGUUGCGCUCCAGCUCUCUACCCGUGAGGGUUUCGAAGUCAAGGUCUCGGAAGCCGUGCACAAAGGCGUGCCGAUCAUCGCCACCAAAGCCGGUGGCAUCCCCCUCCAAGUCGAGCACGGGAAGUCUGGGUUCCUCGUAGAGUCGGGCGAUAGCAGCGCGGUGGCCAAGUACCUGCAUCACUUGUUCACCGAUGUUGAAGCUUACCGGAAGAUGAGCAGGUACGCGGCUACACAUGUGAGUGACGAGGUCGGCACGGUUGGCAAUGCGCUCAGCUGGCUGUAUCUCGCGGAUGCGUUGGCGAAGGGCGAGAAGGUCCGGCCGGAUAGCAGAUGGAUCAACGAUAUGGCGAGGGAGGCAGCGGGCUUUCCGUACCAGGAAGGCGAGCCAAGAUUGCCGAGGCAGGAGAAAUUGAAUCUCUCCAGUCCUGUCGAUGGAUAG
Molecule: messenger RNA, 2271 nt
Organism: Coniosporium apollinis CBS 100218
Lineage: Eukaryota; Fungi; Ascomycota; Dothideomycetes
Exons: 4
Coding region: 1-2271 (756 amino acids)
Molecular function (GO): glycosyltransferase activity
Source: RefSeq, a predicted model, not a curated record